UCUCAGUGCUGCAGCGCAAGUACACUGUUGCUCUGCAAAACCUGGCGCCCAACUUUUUGUCCAUUUUAUGGUCUCCGCCAAAGUGACAGCGACCCGCCAGUACUGCCGUUGUCUCCGCGGCCCACCACUGUAGCGGUGCAGCUGGUCAUACUGAAGCUGGACUCGGCAGAAAUGUUCGGUUCACCCACGGACACGUCCGGCUGGAAGCCGUACAACUGACUAAUGCAUCCUCGUCCUCCUCACCCUCUCGUGUUCUCUUGGUCUUGGUGUAUAUGGUGGACCUCUGAGGAGAGGGGGAGGUCUGCCAACUGCUCUUGGUUGACGACGCCUGUGGUUGCCGAGGUAACCGGCGACCAUGCCAGGAGGUCGCAGGGGUCCCAGCAGACAGCAGCUAAGUCGCUCUGCCCUGCCAUCCCUUCAAACUCUGGUGGGAAGCAACCUUAGCAAUGGAAUGAGCUUCAGAAACAGAUGCUGCAACUCAUUGGGUCUUUCAGCUCCACCUCUGUCAGUCCUGAUCACCCCUGGGCCGGUCCGUCACGCCAGGAUCCCAGAGCUGCCACUGGACAGCGGUCUGCUGUUUGAGUUCCAGCUCUUUGUUUAUUUGCUGGUGGCCUUGUUUGUCCAGUACAUUAACAUCUACAAGACAGUCUGGUGGUACCCGUACAGCCACCCGUCUGCUUCUACCUCACUUAACUUCCAUCUGAUGGACUACCACCUGGCUACAUUUAUCACGGUGAUGUUGGCCAGGAGGUUCGUCUGGACGGUAGCUUCAGAGGUGUCUCAGAAAAGUGGGGUGUCGUCUCUGCGGUACUGGGCUCUGAUCACAGCCAGACUCAGUCUGCUCACUCUGUGUGGCUGGGUGCUCUGCUGGACGCUGGUCAACAUGAGCAAGAACCACUCUGUGCUCAACCUGCUCUUCCUGGGAUACCCAUUUGGCGUGUACGUCCCGCUCUGUUGUUUCCACCAAGAGGUAGCAAAGAGCCAGACGCCACCGCCAGACUGCGAGUACUCAGUCGAGCAGCAGCACCCCGAGCUGACCGAGACCAGCUUUUUUCGGCCGCGGGACUUCCUCUUCUUGUUACGAGAGAAUCUGAGGGAGCAGUUCUCCAGCCCCCCGCUCAUGCCCACCCACAACUGCCCGUCACACACGCAGCCCAACACGCCAGAUCUGAUCCGAGCCGAGGUGGAGGAGCUGAAAAGCGACUUCAAUCGGCGGAUCAAGGAAGUUCUCUUCAACUCGCUCUUCAGUGCCUAUUACGUGGCCUUCUUGCCUCUGUGCUUCGUGAGGAGCACCCAGUACUACGACAUGCGCUGGUCCUGUGAGCACCUGAUCAUGGUCUGGAUCAAUGCCUUUGUGAUGCUGAUGAGCCAGCUGCUGCCCCCCAGCUACUGCGACCAGCUCCAUCGCUCGGCGGCACAUCUGGGCCGCUGGCAGAAAUUGGAGCCGGGCUCCUACAGCAACACACCUCAGCACAUGUGGACAGCGAGCACCGUUUGGCCUCAGGGCGUUUUGGUACGACACAACCGCUGUCUCUACAAAGCAGUUGGACCCAACAAUGUCGCUCUGCCUGCCGACGUCUCCCACUCAAGGUUUUAUUUUCUCUUCCACAAGCCGUUGCGGAUCCUGAACCUGCUGAUCUGGAUCGAGUCCAGCGUGGUUCUGUACCAGCUGUACUCUCUGUUGCGUUCGGAGCGCUGGAACCACACUCUCUCUCUGGGCCUCAUUCUCACCUGCAACUAUUACGUCCUGUUCAAACUGCUGCGAGAUCGGCUGGUGCUGGGCAAAGCCUACUCCUUUGCGACGUCUACCAAUGAUUUGAGUCUGAAGACGUCGUAGAGGCGCCUGUGUGCUUGGCUCGAGGUUAAAGGGACAGACUGUGAACUCAUAAACAUGUUUUGAUACGGUUCUAUUUUUAAUGUUUAUAUAUACAUAUUUAAAAGAAUAUUUUAUUUUGUAUACUAUUUCGAGUUCCGCUGGGCAUUACCACACUGACGACUCAACAGUGUUAUGUUGUUGCUAGGCAACAGCAGAGUCAGGGAUGCCAAGUGAGUUUCACCAAAGAUAUUAUUACAAGUGCAUGUGGCCAAUCACAGAGUGAAUUAGGUCGAAGCAGACAAAUGUUUUGUAGCGAUCGACAGAGUUGUGGUUUGGUAAAUCAGCUCUGGUUUGACAUGAAAGUCUUCAACCACAUUCAUAGUAUGGGAGAUUUGAAUGAAGAGCCGUCCUCUCCGUGGCGUCGGGGUGAUGAAACCGUUUUUGUUGAGACGGCUGUUGUUCCAAAGCUGCAGCUGCAUGUUCAGACAAUAGUUGUGUUGAGUCUCUGGAAUGUGUCGAGCUCCUCGUUGAACUCUCCUCAAACAUGCAAGUAUUAUUUUCAAAAAGUUAUUUUAACAAGACGUCACAGAUGAAUUUGAAUCACUUCUAAUGUUUCUCUUGUGGGUUACAAUCUGUUUCUUUCUCAUCAGCUCGCUGAAGACACAGCGGAUUUGUCAAACAUCCUCUGCUGUCCUUCCACAGCAUUUGAUUUUCAAUAACAAGCUGAAGUCCUUGUUUGACUCUUCAGGCUCUUCGAGUUUACACUGUGUUUCAUUGGCUUUUGGGGUUCAACUGCUCGCAUCAUAAUAGGAUUGAGGUCUGGAUCAUGUCGGAUCAGAUGCCUUCAUGGGCCUCUGGAAAUCAUUUGCCUAAUAAAACAGUUGGUACAUCUCAGAAUCCAACACUUCUUUGUGACAGUCAAACAUGGUUUGCCUUUAUACUGCUAAGUUACUGAGAGGUGUAAAGAACACAAGGAAUGGGCCGGAGGGGAAGUAUGUCGGGUGGAAAAUAUGAGAUACUUUUCAAUUUGAGUGAAAAAAAAAAACAUUUUACAUCACAUGGAGAAAGAAAGUGGAAAUAUUCUCCCAUGAUGCCACUGGUUUUUAACUAUAAGCAAUGUCUUAUAAAGGCUGUCUAAUUUGAUAAAGGAUUUCUGUAGUGAAUGAUGUUCAGUUGCUCUCUUGACCACCAGUGGGCGCCAGAACCAUGCACUGUUCAGUCAUUCAAACCAGCGUAAAAUACAAUCCUUUUUAUUCAGUUUAACAGCAUUUAAUGUGUCAGAACUGAAACACGGUUAUUGAAACAAACAUUUGAGAGCCUUGGGUGGUUCGCGGAUACAUUCAGAUGUUGCCGUCUUCCCUUCUGGUGUUGUAUUCUGUAUCUAUGAUGAUCAACGAGCCGCCGUGGCUUGGUGCUGUUACUCUGUAGAGACCCUCAGUCUGGACUCGCUACAAAAG
Messenger RNA from Synchiropus splendidus (mandarinfish), 3273 nucleotides. It is a transcript of the gene tmem39a, whose product is annotated as transmembrane protein 39A. The record is from RefSeq and is a predicted model, not a curated record. Gene Ontology annotation, biological process: negative regulation of autophagosome assembly; negative regulation of autophagosome maturation. Lineage: Eukaryota; Metazoa; Chordata; Actinopteri; Syngnathiformes; Callionymidae. The coding region runs from base 356 to 1837 and encodes 493 amino acids. The transcript has 9 exons. Gene Ontology annotation, cellular component: endoplasmic reticulum membrane.